Molecule: messenger RNA, 3204 nt
Organism: Alosa alosa (allis shad)
Lineage: Eukaryota; Metazoa; Chordata; Actinopteri; Clupeiformes; Clupeidae
Product: CMP-N-acetylneuraminate-beta-1,4-galactoside alpha-2,3-sialyltransferase-like
Exons: 11
Coding region: 1504-2505 (333 amino acids)
Molecular function (GO): sialyltransferase activity
Source: RefSeq, a predicted model, not a curated record
GUGUGUUCGACAGAGGGAAAGUUCUUUGGUGUUGCUUUAAAUAAUCCAAAAAAAACAAAAAAACAUAUAGUGGAUACGUGUGCUUAUGAUGGACCUAUUUCUGGAUAGAGGUUUUGCUAUGUGUAAUUCAUAUUUGUAAGUUACUUCUCUUUCUUUCCCAUCUUGGGGCUGUAGUUGUUCUGUUGUAGUUUGACUGCUAUCUGAUAGCAUUUCUCAGAAUUGGUUUGGUUAAUGCUAAACAGUCUCUUGCACAAAUAUUGACAAGGUGCAAUUGAUCAUAGUUGAUGCUGUCAGUAAAGCUUACAAAAAUACUGUUUUUCUAACUGUAGUUUGUCACCACAGGGGGGAGAUAGUUCACUGAAAUGGCUACAGGGCCCCUAAGAUGUUCACUCUCAGCCAUGCCACACAUGAAGUGAUUUAAGUAUCUUGCUCACGUUCUUCGAGCGCUUGGUUUUGAAGAACAUUAUGAAAACAAAUUUUACAGCUAACUGUCACAAUUCAGAUGACUCUUAAUAUUGGUGUCAAGUUUAAAAGAUAUUGAGAUGGUUAAGCCUUCUGUGUACAAGAUAAUAAUGCUUUUUUAAGUCUUCUUGGUUAAGGUUAUUUUCUUCACUUAAUAUUUGCUUCAGCUACAAAAAAAAUAAAUAAGUAACUGGAUAAAUGCAAGGAAUUUGCUUCGGACAAGUUGAAUAUCACACAUUGCUGAAAGGCAGAUGUUCUUAUAAAUGUCAUCUUGUAUUUACAGAGGAAGUUGCCUGCUUUUAGCUCAGAAGUAUUAGUCUAAUGUGCGUAAGCUUAAACACUGCUUGUUUUAUUAGCAUGAGGGAGUUUUGUUUAACCUGCUUCGCAUGCCAUGUUUACUGUAAACAUGAUUUUUGAGUUGAGCUCUGGUUACACCAUAGAAUCUACCUAAUAGUCUACUACAGCAUGAAUAAGUAACAUGUCAUGCUAUCCAUGACAAUGGACAUCAGUUGUGUGAUAAAAGACUGUUCCUAUAAGCACCCACACUAAUAAAUUACCCCAAAACUGUGACACAGCAGAUGGAUAAUAGUAAUUCACAGAGGUGCUUCGUUCUCAUAUACUGUGUAGUCAGUCACAUAUUUUGUGGUUUGAUAUUGUAUGUUGAUCCCUCCUCCAUGUUGCAUAUGUAUGUGUGUGUGUAAACCACCAUAAGAAGGAGCCUGUUUGUGCUUUCUUUGUAUUUCCAACAUUUGUUAUUUGUCUUUUGCUUUUUUUUUAGUUAUUCUGGGCAAAUGCAUUUAUUUCCAAAGAGAAAAUUAUUUUUGCACCUCAGGCAUAUAAGCAUUUGUUAGCAAUUUGAGAUGGAUGUUUGCACUGUUCAAAGAUCAUAGAGGUGGAGAACAAGAAGCCGACACUGGACGGAUGCCUGUUUCCUGCCAACCUGGUUCCAGCCUUGAAGUGAAAAUGGCCUGAGUAAAAAAAUAAAAACUUACGCUCUCCUCACUGCAUUGAAUCCCUCGUGGGAUACCAAAAGAGACAGAAAUGGAUAAUGUAUUCGCCGUGGGACGAGUAGUAGCUUCAGUGUAUGAUAAACAGGGAUUCUUACUGAAGCUUGAUGGCAAACUGCCUCUGGACCUUAUGUACAAGUACGGCAAUCUCAGCAAGGGAGCUUGCAAGCAAGGUUUUGCUGCCGCCAAAAUGACUGCCAUUUAUCCAAAGUUUACAAAACCCGCUCCCAUGUUUCUGGAUCCAAAUUUUAAACGCCUGACAAAAAUCAGCAGUUAUUUACCUCCUUUCGGAAUAAAAACGCAAGAAAGGAUCAUAGAUGUUAUUUUAUCAGAAACUCAGAACUACGGGCUGGGCUCGGAGCUGGACAGUUUGAGUUGUACAAAAUGCAUCAUCAUCGGAAAUGGUGGAAUCCUCUCCAACAAGUCGUUGGGCUCUGUGAUAGACGAGUACGAUGUCGUCAUCAGGCUGAAUGAGGCCCCAGUGAGUGGCUAUGAAAAAGACGUCGGUUACAAGACCACCAUGCGCAUCACCUAUCCCGAGGGAGCCAUCCAGAAACCGGAGCACUAUGAGAAGGACUCCAUCUUCGUCUUUUCUGCCUUCAAGCCCCUGGACUUUAAGUGGCUUCGACACAUGGUCUUCAGGGAGAGGCUGAGGGCUACAGAGGGCUUCUGGAAGUCCGUAGCCCGUUCUGUGCCUCGAGAACCCAACGAGAUGCGCAUCCUCAACCCCUACUUCAUCCAGGAGGCAGCCUUCCAGUUCAUUGGCCUCCCACUCAACAAUGGUGUCAUGGGACGAGGGAACAUUCCUACCCUGGGGACCGUUGCCAUAACGAUGGCCCUCCAUAAUUGCGAUGAGGUAUCCGUGGCCGGAUUCGGCUACGACAUGAACACCCCCCACGCGCCGCUCCACUACUACGAAAAAGUCAAGAUGUCAGCCAUCAAAGAGUCGUGGACACACAACAUAGCCAAGGAGAAGGAGUUCCUGCAGAAGCUGGUGAAGGCGGGGGUCAUACAGGACUUGACCAAUGGUAUCUGAGACAGAACACAACCCCACCCCACCCCAUCCUUCCACCCCUCCAACCACCUCCACCUACCACCACCCAACCCAACCUGACCCUGCCCAGUCUCUUUGUUGACCUGAGGGACAAGAAGCCCCAGAGGGGACAGCGGAGUGCAGUGCCCCCAACUCCACCCACCCCCUCACCGUCCCUCACCCAGGCUCCUCUCAGUACUGUUUACCCCCCCCCACCCCCAGCCCUGCUGGGACUUAACCUGCCCCACCCCUCAGUGGCAGCAGCCCUAUCUGUAUUUGAGUGGGUGACGUUUGGGUGUGGGGGGGGUUUGGAGAGCAGCUAGGAACCAAAGGCCCACUGCCGCGCACAGCCAGUCGAGAGACGGUGGAAACAGGCCGGUCUGUGCCAAACAUACCUCCGGAGGAAGCGCUUCUCCUCCCAUGUGCUUGAAUGUAUUCACAACACAAACAUCAAAGAGAUACUGGAGGUUUUUUUUUUUUUCUUGUAUGUAUUUUUUUUUUUCCAUUUUUUUUUUAUUGUUGCAUUACCCUCUGCCUCAGUUUCAGGCGUAGAGGAAAGGACCGUCACCGUCCGGAAAACUCACACACUCAUGGAGAAAACAAAUCAUGUACACACACACACUCAUACUGCACACACACAACAAUCAUGUACACACACAAAAACAUUAUGUACACACACACAAACUCAUACUGCACACACAC